AUAAAGAAGAAAGUCGUCCGUGAAGCUCUUUCUGCGGUCGAUGCCUUUACAUUGAUGUUAUAUUUGUAGUAUAGUGUUUGGUUAUUUACAGGCAAAUUGCUUGAUGAUUAAACAUUAAGGCGCUUGUGUUGAUUUAUACGCAUUUCUCAGUAAUCGUUUUGAUAAACGCCCAUGGGAGUUAAUGUGUAGAGGACGUUCAAAGGGAUUUUAUUUGCAGAAAAUAUAUGUCUCUAUGGACAGCAAGGAGUAACUGUGGGGGAUGUCUUGGAUGCUUUUAGUUAAUCACAUAAUUGCCACCCCUUGGAAACUGAAGUGGCGAGCACCGAACACCGGCAUGUGCAACAGGCUUUCUCUGCAGUGGCACAGGCGACAAUUAGGAUGGCCGUGUGUUUUAUUUGCUGGUAAGAAAGACCUAAUUGACCUUCCAGUAUUAAAUGAGGAAGACCUUGAUGAACAGUUUGUUCGGGGAUCUGGCCCUGGUGGACAAGCCACCAACAAAACCAGCAACUGUGUGGUACUCAAACAUACCCCGACAGGUAUCGUCGUAAAGUGUCAUGAGACCAGAUCUGUAGAUUUGAACAGAAAGCGGGCACGAGAGAUUUUACGACAGAAACUGGACAUUGCAUAUAAGGGUGAGGAAAGUGAGCUGCUGAAACAGAAAAAGGAAACCAUGCAUAGAAAACAGGACAAAAGGAGAAAAGUAAAUCAAAACAUUGAAAAAAAGAGACUAUUCAAGGAGAUGCUUUACUCAGACCAAGGAGAUAAGAAAUGCUGAAGUGCAAACACGUUUUUUUUUUUUAACAAAGUGAACAAGUAUUGCAGAUGAUAGUUAUAAAAUUUCACUGUUAUAGCAUAACAUUAGGCCUGUUUAUCAUGUAUGCAUUGUGGUGUGUUCACAAAGGGGUCUGUAUUAUGGUUUAGAAACCUAGACACAGUAUUUGGCUCUGCAAAAUGUUACAAUAUAUCAACUAAACUAAACGUACUCAUUGAGCAAAAUUUUACCAAUAGUUUUGCUAAUCAAUUACUUGGUAUCUAUAAUGUAUGAGUUACCAUUAAUAUGACACUGCAUUAAAAUUUGAAAAUAUUUUAUCAAACUUGUUAAUAAACAAAGAAACAAACA
This is a messenger RNA of Myxocyprinus asiaticus (Chinese sucker), 1120 nucleotides long. It is a transcript of the gene mtrfr, whose product is annotated as mitochondrial translation release factor in rescue. The record is from RefSeq and is a predicted model, not a curated record. Gene Ontology annotation, cellular component: mitochondrion. The transcript is spliced from 2 exons. Gene Ontology annotation, biological process: translational termination. Lineage: Eukaryota; Metazoa; Chordata; Actinopteri; Cypriniformes; Catostomidae. Gene Ontology annotation, molecular function: translation release factor activity. Bases 260 to 775 code for a protein of 171 amino acids.